CGCGGCCGCCUUCAGCGCAGCAGCGCCAGGAGGGGGUGGGGAAGGAGCGAGCGAGCGAGACGGGCGGAGGAGAGUUGCUCUGUGCCGCCGCCGCCGCCGAGACCGCGAGGGCGGAUCGCUUGCCCGCCGAGCUCGCCCUGGCCUUGCUCGCCCGCCCCCUCCGGCGGGUGGCCCCGGCCUGGAGGAUGAGGCGGCGCGGAGGAGCCCCAGCCGGGCCUCGCUGUGAUACGUGAGAAGAUGCCAGCGACAAGCUUUCGGGAAGACCUGCCUACAGAUCGCAGGCCUGCUCUGUUCUAAAAAGAAGAAGAAUAAUUGCCGCAGCCCGUACUGUGAUGGACCCUCAGAAUACUGCUAUGUUAGGGCUGGGUUCCGGCUCUGAAGGGUUUUCUGGGAAAAGCCCCUCUGCGGUUGGCGCAGGUGCGACUGGAGGCAGGAGGGAGGCAGAGGUAGAUGGUAGCGCGAAGGAGGAGGAAGAGAAGAAGAGGAGCCGCGAGGGGAGCGCUGGCGACGAGGCUGGCAAGGAUGAGGGCGCGGCGGAUGCCCAGCAGCAGUUUUCUGUGAAGGAGACAAACUUUUCGGAGGGGAAUUUAAAACUGAAAAUUGGCCUCCAGGCUAAGAGAACUAAGAAACCCCCCAAGAACCUGGAAAAUUAUGUCUGCCGGCCUGCCAUAAAAACCACUAUCAAGCAACCCAGGAAGGUGCCGAAGGUGGGGAAGAUGACGGAUGAGAAGAGCGACCCCAGUCCUCCGCAGCCUGAUCCAUCCAAGCUGUAUAAAAAGGGUGGAGAAGCUCCCGGAUUGGUUGAGAAUUCCACAAGUGAAGGCAGAACGAGGGAGAGCAGCCCAUUUUCGAAGAAACUUUCGCCACUGCAUUCUGAAGUGACAGAAUAUGCAAAGUCAGCACUCUCCACUCCAGUCAGUAGUCGCGAUCCAGACCCAAAGGACAGAGCUCAGAUUAACGGCACACCGACAGUAACAGAAAAACUGGCUCAUCUUAUUGCAACUUGCCCUCCAUCAAAGUCUUCCAAAACAAAGCAAAAGAAGCCACCCACUGGAAUCGCUUCCGGAUUUGCUAAAGAUUCUGGAAAGAAGCUGGCAACAGUCGGGACUGCGACCGCUUCCAUUUCCAAGGACUUUGUAAAGAAACAGCCUGGAUGCAGCAGUAUGGGUGUUGCUUUGGUCAACAAGGAGUUUGCAAAGAAAUCACCAGGGACUAGUAACAGCACUGGGCUAAUUGGCAAGGACUCCGGGAGCAAAAAACCGCCAGGGCCAUGUCCUGGUAUGGUUGGGCUAGUUAGUAAGGAUUGUGGGAAGAAGCUACCAGUUCUCACCUCUCCAGUGGGACUGGUCAGCAAGGAAAGUGUCAGAAGGCCACUUGUGACGGGCAUGUCAGUUGGGCCAGUGAGCAAAGAGUCUGGGAAAAGACUGCUGGGAACUAGUAGUCCAAUUGGAUUGGUGAACAAGGAUUCUGGGAAAAAGCUAGGCCUUGUCAGCCCUCCUGGACUGAUUAACAAAGAGCCUGGGAAAAAGUUCCCAGUCCCUUGCAGUCCAAUUAGAUUGUUUAAUAAGGAUGCUGGGAAGAAACAGCUGGGGGCAGAUGGGCAAACUGGAUUGAUUAGCAAGGACUCUGGGAAGAAAUUACCAGGGUUUGGUGCUUCAAGCGGAUUGGUUAACAAAGACUCUGGAAAGAAGCCAUUGGGUGCUAAUAGCCCAAUCGGGUUGAUUACUAAAGAGUCUGGGAAGAAGCCAUUGGGGGUUGGCAUUCCAGCUACUUUGACUGCUAAGGACUCUGGGAAGAAGUUGGCCGGGGCCAGCAGUUUGUGUGGGCUGGCUAAUAAAGAUUUGGGAACUCUGAAGGCUGACGCCGCUAGCCCUUCCUCGGAGCCCUUCAAGCGGUGUUGUGGCGCAAGCCUCACACGUCUCGAAAGUCCUGCGCCUCCAGGCCUUUUGAAGGACAAUGUCGGCAGUAAACCUUUUGAGAAACAUGUUGCAAGACAGAGCAAGGAGAGCCUUCCCGAAAAGCUGCCGGUGCAGAAAGACGCCCCAGGAGGAGUCAAGGAUGGGGGCUGCAUUCAGCAGGACAGCUCUGCUGCCAGUGAAAGGGGCGCUUCUGAAGCACCUAAGCAUGAUAAACAGCUGCCUGUGUAUUGCACUUCCCCCGACUUCAGGACAUCGGGAGGCGCUUCCGAUGUAUCCACGGCCAAAUCUCCAUUUAGUGCUGUAGGGGAGGGGGGCCUCCCAUCUCCCUCCCCAGCUGCAUCGGUCACCACUUUAACCCGUAGCCCCACAUCAACCUUGGCUCAGUUAGCCUCCAACCCGCUGCAUUUAAAUAACACGCCUGAGCUCUUAGAAGGAAUUUCCGAGCAGAUUAGCAAGACCCCAUUUGCCUCUGAUGGCGCACGCUCGAGCAUGAGCAGGCCGUUGAAUCCUGGCUCGCAUGCUCCCGGCAAAGGGGCAGGCAGGGAAGCGAACCAUUCCGGCGCUGCGCACCCGGACGACCCCAAGCCGAACCCCGCGGUGAGCAAAAAGCCAGUGCUGGUGCCGGAAUCCGGCAUCCGUCCCUCCACGGCCCCUUCGGUGGUGAGCUUCUCCAGCUUGUUUAACAGCAAGCCCUUCCUCAAGAUCGGUUCCAUGACUUCCUCUGGAAAGUCAUGCCAAGGAGUGGACUCCCUGAGCAGCACCAGUGGGGGCUCCCAAGCGAAGCCCUUGAAGAAGAGGAAAGGGCGGAAGCCGCGCUGGACGAAGGUGGUCUCGAGGAGCAGCUGCCGACCUUCCAAAGGCCUAGAAUUAGGAAGGCCUGAGCUUUUCAGAAACCUUUCCUGCAGCACACUGUCCAGCAGUUGCCUGGACCAGGCCAAGCUCUUUAAAAGCACAGGGCCGCCCCCCUUUGCAGAGCAUGAAUUUGUCAAACGCCAUUUGCCAAAGUUGAGUAAGUCCAGCAGCAUGCAGCCUCUUACUCUGCUGAACAGUGUUGAGAAGGAGCCCAGUAAAUUUUACAGUGCCCACAUGCAGGCUUCCGUCGGGUGCAUUUCAGGUGAUUUGUUACCUGAAAGGUACAAGUCCAAAAGGGGCAGGUCAAAAUCCAAAGAGAUGCCCCACCUGGAAGGCCCCCCAAAACGGACCCUGAAGAUCCCUGCCUCCAAGGUCUUCUCCGUGCAGUCGAAGGAAGAGCAAGAGCCUCCAGUGUUGCAUCCGGAAGUUGAGAUUCCCUCUCUUCGGCAGAGCCUUGCGGAGCAAGCUUUCCCAAAGAAGAGGGGCCGGCCAAAAAGACAAAUCCGGUCAGGGGUCAAGAUGGCACCUCCUGUCCUCUCCAUGGCACCUUUCGUCACUGCGGACAGCUCUGACAAACUGGAGUCUGAGAGCGACCAGCAGCAGAGUGGGGAUUUCCUUGACCGGCCGAGCCAGCUAGAAGGCCCCGAGGAGCUUGGGAAAACAAGUACCUGCAGCAUGACCGACCGGGAGGGGGAAUCGGACCGAAAGGAGACCAAACGCAACAAUGGGCAGCUCAUGAAAACCAUCAUCCGAAAAAUCAACAAGAUGAAGACAUUAAAAAGGAAGAAGCUCUUGAAUCAGAUCCUCUCAUCGACUGCGUCAGAGCCAAAUAAGGGGAAAGUGCAAUCCAAGUUCCACACCACGGUGUCGACCUUCGCCGCCACGUUUGGUUCCAAACUAGGCCAGCAGAUCAAUGUCAGCAAGAAAGGGACGAUCUACAUAGGAAAGCGGAGAGGCCGGAAGCCGAAAGCUGUCCUGAAUGGUAUCUUGGCCGCCAGUCCCGCCAGCUUAACUGUUCUCGAAAAGUCUGCCCAGCAGGCCGCAGGGACAGGGCUCGGACAAGCAGUACCCCCGUUGCUUCCUUCGGCCACAAGUAACCCUGAAGUUCUUCCCUCACCUGUUUGUUCGCAGUCUUCUGGAGUGAGUGGGGGGCAAAGCCCCGUCAGCAGUGACAUGGGCUUUGUGGAACCGACCUCGGUGCCGUACCUGCACCUCCACUCCAGGCCGGGGAGUGUGCUUCAGACCCUGGCUAUGAGGAAGGCGUCCAGAGCCAGGCGGAGACUCUCCCCACCGACACUCCUCCCCAACUCCCCGUCCCACAUGAGCGAGCUCAGCUCGUUGAAGGAAGCCACCCCGUCGCCCAUCAGCGAAUCCCACAGCGACGAGACGAUUCCCAGCGACAGUGGGAUCGGGACCGACAACAACAGCACUUCCGACAGGGCAGAAAAGUUCUGUGGACCAAAAAAGCGCCGGCACUCGUUCGACCACGUCUCCCUCAUGCCCCCCGAAACCUCGACGGUCCUGAGCAGCCUCAAGGAAAAGCACAAGCACAAGUGCAAGCGCCGGAGCCAUGACUACUUGGCCUACGACAAAAUGAAGAGACAGAAGCGGAAGAGGAAGAAGAAGUACCCGCAGCUGCGGGGCAGGCAGGACCCCGGGUUCCUGGCAGAGCUGGAGGAGCUGAUCAGUCGCCUGAGCGAGAUCCGGAUCACGCACCGGAGCCACCACUUCAUCCCCCGGGACUUGCUGCCCACCAUUUUCCGCAUCAAUUUCAACAGCUUCUACACCCACCCCACUUUCCCUUUGGACCCCUUGCACUACAUCCGGAAGCCUGACCUGAAGAAGAAGAGAGGCCGGCCCCCGAAAAUGCGAGAGGCGAUGGCGGAAAUGCCCUUCAUGCACAGCCUCAGUUUCCCCCUCUCCAGUACUGGAUUCUACCCCUCCUACAGUAUGCCUUACUCUCCUUCCCCCCUGGCGGCAGCCCCCAUUGGCUUGGGCUACUACGGGCGGUACCCCCCGACCCUCUACCCCCCUCCGCCGUCCCCUUCCUUCACCGCCCCGCUGCCCCCUCCCUCCUACAUGCACACCGGCCACCUGCUCCUCAACCCGGCCAAGUACCACAAGAAGAAACACAAGCUGCUGCGCCAGGAGGCCUUCCUCACGGCCAGCCGGGCCCCCCUCCUCUCCAUGAGCACCUACCACCCCAGCGUCCCGCCCGAGAUGGCGUACGGCUGGAUGCUCGAGCACAAGCACCGGCACCGGCACAAGCACCGGGAGCACCGCUCCGCGGAGCAGCCCCAGGUUUCCAUCGACCCCCUGGCGCCCAGCGGCCCCUCCCGGACCGUCCUGGAGUCCUUGAAGCGCUACCGGUUUGGGAAGGAGGCCGCCGGCGACAGGUACAAGCAUAAGGAGAAGCACCGGUGCCAUAUGUCCUACCCUCACCUGUCCCCUUCGAAAGGCCUGCUGGGCAGGGAGGAGCAGUGGGUCCGGAGGGAGCCGGCGGAGUCCAGCUCCCUUGCCCUGGGAUUACAGACCCCGCUGCAGAUAGACUGCUCCGAUGCUCCUCCCAGCCUGCCCUUGGGGAAGUUCACUCCGAGCGCCGAGCCGGCCAGCGGUGACGAACACACAAACCUUUUCACCAGUGCAAUAGGCAGCUGCCGGGUUGCGGGCUCUGCCAGUACCGGCGGGCGUAAAAAACUGUCCGAUGGCUCAGGACUCUUCAGCCCCCAGGAGGGGUCUCUAGGCCGGCCCCUCCGAAAGGAGACAUUGCCCCCCGUGGAGAAGACGGUGGCAGUCCUGCCAGGGACACUUCCAGCGCAGGACAAACUCGUGCAGAGGUCAGCAGAGGGCACAAGCUGCAGCCCUUCCAGAAAGAGGUCUUCAUCUGAGAGCACAUCUUCUACAGUGGUUGGGAUCCCGGCACGAAGUACAAGGCUGGGGAACGCGAUGGAAGAUCCUGUGGAUAAUCUGUUGCAGCGCAUGGCCCAGCAGGAAAACCAGGGUGCGCUGGACAAAACCCUUGAGACUGUCAUGGCAAACACACCGACUCCUCCUUCGGGGAGCCCCAGUCGGAGUCCCAGCAGGGAGAAGAGCAGCGGGCUCUUGAUCCCAGGUGACACGGACAGCACCGGCCUCUCACUCCUUUCUGAGCGCUUGUCCAGCAGCUACUCCCCUCAUCACCUCAAGAGGAGCAUGGUGGAAGCCAUGCAGUGCCAGGCGAGGAAAAUGUGCAAUUACGACAAGCUCUUGGCCACCAAGAAGAACCUGGACCACGUGAACAAAAUCCUCAAGGCCAAGAAGCUGCAGAGGCAGUCGCGGACGGGCAACAAUUUCGUGAAGCGCAGGCCAGGCAGGCCCCGGAAGUACCCGCUGCCCUCCGUCGUCUCGGCCCACGCGCUCCACGUGAGCCGGUUUGUCGGCCAGGACCUCGACAGCCGGGGCCGGGGCUGCCUGCUGCACUGCGGGCCGGACACCGUCACGGACGCCAUCGAAUCGGUGGUUCAGGGAGUGAGCGUGAAGGGCUGGAAAAGGAAGCGGUGGCUGGAAGACGAGCAGGCCAGGAAAAAGCAGAAGCCGCUCCCGGAGGAAGAGCAGGAGAGCAGUAAAAGCUUUUCUGAGGCUGCAGCAGAGACCCCUCCUCCUGCCGAGGCGGCCGCAAAGCCACGCGAGCCGGAAAGCACGGAGCAGCCGCUGCCCCCCGUCGUGUUACGCGAGAAGAAAGCUCCCCGCCCACCAAAGAAGAAGUACCAGAAGGCAGGGCUGUAUUCUGACGUGUACAAAACCACUGACCCCAAAAGCCGACUGAUCCAGUUAAAGAAGGAAAAGCUGGAAUACACCCCUGGAGAGCAUGAGUACGGCUUGCUCCCGGCCCCCAUUCAUGUGGGAAAAUACCUACGCCAAAAGCGGAUAGACUUCCAGUUGCCUUAUGACAUUCUCUGGCAGUGGAAACAUAAUCAGUUGUACAAAAAGCCAGACGUCCCACUUUACAAAAAGAUCCGUUCAAAUGUUUAUGUGGAUGUGAAACCUCUUUCUGGUUAUGAGGCCACAACUUGUAACUGUAAAAAACCUGAGGACGGGAGCAAAACUGGAUGUUUAGAUGACUGCUUGAACAGGAUGAUCUUUGCCGAGUGCUCCCCCAACACCUGCCCCUGCGGGGAGCAGUGCUGCAACCAGAGGAUCCAGCGGCACGAGUGGGUGCAGUGCCUGGAGCGCUUCCGGGCCGAGGAGAAGGGCUGGGGCAUCCGCACCAAGGAGUCCCUGAAGGCCGGCCAGUUCAUCAUCGAGUACCUGGGAGAAGUGGUCAGCGAGCAGGAGUUCCGGAACCGGAUGAUUGAGCAGUACCACAACCACAGCGAUCACUACUGCCUCAACCUCGACAGCGGGAUGGUGAUCGACAGCUACCGCAUGGGCAACGAGGCCCGUUUCAUCAACCACAGCUGCGACCCCAACUGCGAGAUGCAGAAAUGGUCUGUCAACGGGGUCUACCGGAUUGGCCUGUACGCGCUGAAGGACAUGCCGGCGGGCACCGAGCUGACCUAUGACUACAAUUUCCACUCCUUCAAUGUGGAAAAGCAGCAACUCUGCAAAUGCGGCUUUGACAAGUGCCGGGGGAUCAUUGGGGGCAAGAGCCAGCGAAUGAACGGCCUUCUGAGCAAAACCAACCAGCCAGUCGCUGCGCAGAGAAGGCCGAGCCGGUCCAAAGAGAAGAGGAAAUCCAAGCACAAGUUGAAGAAGAGGAAGGGCCACGUUCCCGAGGAGUCCGGCGAAAGCUCGAGCACCCCGACCCGUCUGACUCCGCAGCUGCAAAUGAAGCCCAUGUCCAACAGGGAACGAAAUUUUGUGCUCAAGCAUCACGUGUUCCUGGUGCGCAACUGGGAGAAGAUCCGGCAGAAGCAAGAGGAGGUCAAACAUGCCAACGACAACCUUCCUUCCGCCUCCUUAUACACCCGCUGGAAUGGGAUGUGCCGCGACGACGGCAACAUCAAAUCUGAUGUCUUCAUGACACAGUUCUCCGCCCUGCAGACCUCCCGCUCGGUGCGAACGCGGCGGUUGGCGGCAGCCGAAGAGAACAUCGAAGUGGCGCGUGCAGCCCGGCUGGCACAAAUCUUCAAGGAGAUCUCCGAUGGCAUCAUCUCAUACAAAGAUUCCUCCAGGCAAGCACUCGCGGCUCCGUUGCUGAAUCUUCCCCCAAAGAAAAAAAAUGCCGACUACUACGAGAAGAUCUCUGACCCCCUUGACCUCAUCACCAUCGAGAAGCAAAUCCUGACGGGGUAUUACAAAACGGUGGAAGCGUUCGAUGGCGACAUGCUGAAGGUCUUCCGCAACGCCGAGAAAUACUACGGCAGGAAGUCUCCCAUCGGACGGGACGUCUGCCGGCUGCGGAAGGCGUACUACAGCGCCCGCCACGAGGCCGCCGCCCAGAUCGACGAGAUCGUGGGGGAGACGGCGAGCGAGGCCGACAGCAGCGAGACCUCCAUGUGCGAGAAGGAGAGCGGGCACGAGAAGGACGAGGACGUGAUCCGCUGCAUCUGCGGCCUGUACAAGGACGAGGGGCUCAUGAUCCAGUGCGACAAGUGCAUGGUUUGGCAGCACUGUGACUGCAUGGGGCUGAACGCCGACGUCGAGCACUACUUGUGCGAGCAGUGUGACCCUCGCACGGUGGACAGGGAGGUGCCGAUGAUCCCCCGGCCUCACUACGCCCAGCCCGGCUGCGUUUAUUUCAUCUGCCUGUUACGGGACGAUCUGUUACUGCGCCAAGGGGACUGCGUGUACCUGAUGAGAGACAGCCGAAGGACCCCAGAUGGCCACCCCGUCCGGCAGUCGUACCGCCUGCUGUCCCACAUCAACCGAGAGAGACUCGACAUCUUCCGCAUCGAGAAGCUCUGGAAGAACGAGAAGGAGGAGCGCUUCGCCUUCGGCCACCACUACUUCCGUCCGCACGAAACACACCACUCCCCCUCCCGGAAGUUCUACCACAACGAACUCUUCCGGGUGCCCCUGUACGAGAUCAUCCCCCUGGAGGCCGUGGUGGGCACCUGCUGCGUGCUGGACCUCUACACCUACUGCAAAGGAAGGCCAAAGGGGGCGAAGGAACAGGACGUGUACAUCUGUGAUUACCGCCUCGACAAAUCAGCCCACCUCUUCUACAAGAUCCACCGAAAUCGGUAUCCGGUGUGCACCAAGUCCUACGCCUUCGACCACUUCCCCAAAAGGUUGACACCGAAGAGGGACUUCUCGCCUCAUUAUGUACCGGACAACUAUAAGAGGAAUGGAGGCAGGUCGUCGUGGAAGUCCGACCGUUCCAAGUCCCAGAACAAAGACCUCGGCCAGGAGGAGGACCCGCUUCCCCUCAUGGAGGACGGCGUGGCGGGGCAGGAGCGGCCCCCCGGUGAGCAGGCGCCCAGCUUGGAGGAGCCCGAGAAGGGGGAAAGCGGCGAGGUGGACAAGAAGGCGGAGGAGAGCAGCCCCGUCGCGAGGCGGCCCUGCACCCCUGAGGAACGCCGGCACAUGCAGCGCGAGCGGCUCAACCAAAUCCUCCUGACCCUCCUAGAGAAAAUCCCAGGGAAAAAUGCCAUCGAUGUCACCUACCUGCUGGAGGAAGGCUCGGGGAGGAAGCUGCGGCGGCGCACUCUGGCCCUUGUGGAGAGCAGCUUCCGGAAGUGACGCUCUGCCCCGGAGAGAGGCUGCGGCCUGGAGUUCCGCACACGAGGCUGACGGACGGAUGGACGGACGGACGGACAGGCGGGCGGUCGAGGCGUUACCACCUUCCCGCGCCUCAUGAGUGUGUGUGGGGAAGAGUCGGGGCAGGAGGAGACUGACGAAACGGUUCUGUAGCACUUAAGACGAUGGGCUGGGGGGCGGGCCGCCCCGUCCGGCUGCGCUCCGGCCAACGCGGGCGGCCUUGUUGUCACUGUUAAGGUACUAAGGAGACACCUUGUGGUUACUUGUCCGAGAUGGUCAGAUUUUAAUGUAAUUUAUUAUUUCCCCCCCUCACCCCAGUGUCCCCGUUCAGAGGAAGGAAGAAGGGGUGCGCAGUGGGGCGGAAGGAGGAGGGAGGCGCGUCCUCCCAGUACACGGUUUUCUCCUGCGACGGCAGCAUCCGGCGGCCCGAACGUGGCGGCACUUCUGGGGCGAGUGGGGAGGUUGGAAGGCAGCGCUGGGAAGGGUCCAGGCCCCGAAGGGCUGAACACGCGGAACGCUGAGGUCUUCGGUUCGCGCAAGACUGGCAGAGGGCGAGCGGCACCUCGGGCGUGGGAGGCCGGUCGGACCUGCCGCACGGAGGCGCCCCACUGGUAUGGAAGCCCUGAGAAAGCUCUUAGCUGCACAGCACUUGGUUCCGCAUCCUGCGACUCGGGGCGGGCAGGAGAGAGUGAUUUUUAAUUUUUUUGCUGCAGAGAAAAAUUUUAUAGAGCAAGUCCAGUCCUAAUGCCACCCAAUGGGUUUUCUUCUUUUCCUUUCUUGUUCCUCCUCCUGCUCCUCCUCCUCCUCCCUCUUUUCCUCCUCCUCCUCCUAAUCCUUCUCCUCCUUCUCCCUUUUUGUAAUAAGCUGUUGUUCUCGUGUGUCCAGCGUAUUGUGGAAAUUUAAAAAAAAACAAAAAAAUACCCCUGUCCAAACAGCAAAGACGAAAAAAUAACCUUUCACUACAUGAACCGUUGAGCAGUAUUUCUGAGCGAGUAUUCGUUGUGAAACUGUAGACUAUUAUCCACUGAUAACACUACUCUUGUGUGUUAAUAUUUUUUUUUAGGAAGAAAAAAAAAAACCUGUACAGCUUAAAAGCGUCCGUCUCUUAAAGAGACAGUGUAUUUUAUGCUCCCGUCUCUCUUUGCCCUUGAUCCAGGCAGGGGGUGGAAAACAGAAAGUGUUAACUCACUGGCGGCAGUGAAGGAGCACCUUCCUUGCUCGGUGCGAUACGGUGUUCGGCUGCUGGGGGUCCUGGGGUCAUCGGUAGUGCCCGGGGGGCCAAGGCGUCCCUCCGCGAGAACCUGCCACAGUCACCUGCAGCCCACAGGCCGCGAUUCGGCCCAGAGAGCCGGCAGUUAAGCAUACACUGGCCCUUUAAUGUGGCUUUGCUCUCUGUCUCUCUUUGGCGUUCAUAUGCAUAUUAUUGGUCCUGUUUUAGGUGUCCUUAUAAAAGAAUCCCGUUUUUAAAUGUGCCAAGUUGUAUAUAUCUUAACCUUUCUUUUGCUGCGUGGUUGUCAAGCAAUAUUGGUAGCUCUCUCUCUCCAUGUUCCUUCCCGUCGGACCAAGCUUGUCCCAACUGUACAUUCUUGUUAACAAUAUAAUUCUUACUUUAAUCUUAGUUUGGAACAACAACAAAAAGGCUUCAUUCCAUUCAAAUGUUACCUGAUGAUUUAAAAAGUUGGAGGGGGUAGGGAAAGAGAGGGGUUGGGGUUGGGUUGGGGGGCGGGAAAGGAGAAAACGCCCUUUGAGGAAAAAUAUUUUAUUAAAAAAAGACAUAAGAAAAUAGUUUGGAAUAUUUUCUUACUGUAGAGAGAGGCAUUGUACAGAACCAUGAGUAUAAAAUACUCAUGUGUUGUAGGAAAAAGGUGGGUGGGGGAAUUGCAUGUUUGAAAAUCUUUAAGUCGCUCCAUUUAGUUCAAAACGGGGGGGAAAUUGCCGUCUCAAAAUGGUGUUAAACACUAAAAGAAAGAGAGAAAGAGAGAGAGAGAGAGGAAGAAAAGUCCUUUUUAAAGAAAAAAAUAAUAAUGAAAAGCGUGCCCAGAAGUGAGACAUUUAGCUCUGCCAUUUUAUCUUUCUUUUGUUGAAAGACUAAAAACAAUGUUUUUUAGACAAUCAAAUUCUAGGUAAGUGCGAAGAAUUUGUGUUGGGUUUGUUUUGUUUUUGUUUUUUAAGUUUUUGGUUUUGUUUUCUUACUGGUGUAGAAAAUUACUGACUUUUUUAAAAAAAAAAUCAGGGGGUUGGGGGGUGUUAUUUUGUAUUAACUUGAGGAGACUGGCAGCGUUUUACCUGAUCGCUGAUGGAAGCCCAGGAAAAGAAGAAAAAGCACUACAUUUGUUGCAAAUAUAGAUACGAACUCUUUUUAGUCUGCAUGGGGAUAGGCCGUGUGGUUGCUGAGAAGAAAUGCUGCUAAUAUAUUUCCUUUUUACAAGAGCAUAUCUAAAUAGACCAUUGUUUUGAUGUUAAUCUUUGUAAAUUAUGUAUUACCAAUUUUAACAUUGGAUGUAAUUGCAUAAAAGGCCUGCAUCUCAAAUACUGAGAGAUUCUAGUAUUAAAUGGAAAAAAAAACAUGUUUCAUA
Varanus komodoensis (Komodo dragon) is the source of this 12028-nucleotide messenger RNA. RefSeq names its product ASH1 like histone lysine methyltransferase (gene ASH1L). Bases 333 to 9434 code for a protein of 3033 amino acids. Gene Ontology annotation, cellular component: nucleus. The transcript has 28 exons. The record is from RefSeq and is a predicted model, not a curated record. Gene Ontology annotation, molecular function: DNA binding; histone methyltransferase activity; protein binding. Lineage: Eukaryota; Metazoa; Chordata; Lepidosauria; Squamata; Varanidae.